AAACCGGUUCGUCAACUCUCGAAACAGCAGUCAGUCAGUCGAUUUCGGUACUCUCUUCGAGUAGGUCUACCGAAAAAAAGAAUCGUGUGCCUAAAUGUUUCUUUAUAUUCAAUAAAAUAAAAGAACAGUGUUGUUCUAGAAUAAAAUUUAUCCUAUAAUAUACUAAUUUUCAAAGGACCCUUUCCAAGUGUUUUUAUAGUGAUUAAAUAUCCCCUAAUAAUAACAAUUUGAAAAUUUUUUUUGUGGUUGCUAACCCCAAAAUUGAGUUUAGUGGAAAAAAAAUUUUUUUUUUCAAGUGCUUAAAGUUUCAUAAAUCAAGUGCAAAAUGUUGAGUUCACAUCAACAACAUCCAGCUUAUGGAUUUCUAUCUGGCAUGGAUCUCAAUUCGAUGCAUCAUGUAUCGCAAGAGAUGUCUCAUGGUGCAGUUGCAGCGGCAGUUCAUCAACAGCAACAACAACAACAACAUCACCAUCAUCAUCAUCAAUCGACAGUUUCAUCUCAGGAGCAACACAUUAAACGUCCCAUGAAUGCAUUUAUGGUAUGGUCACGUAUUCAAAGGAAAAAAAUUGCCCUCGACAAUCCUAAGAUGCAUAAUUCAGAAAUUUCAAAACGUCUUGGUGCCGAAUGGAAACUUCUCACUGAAUCAGAGAAACGACCAUUUAUUGAUGAGGCAAAAAGAUUACGUGCAAUGCACAUGAAGGAGCAUCCUGAUUAUAAAUAUCGACCAAGACGAAAACCAAAAGUUCCAAUGUCAGUUGUACCCGGCGGUAAAUCAGGUGCAAUGAAUCCUGGUGGUUUUCCCAGUUUUCCAUUGCCACCAUAUUUUGCCAGUCCAGCAUCGGCUGUCUCUCAUCAUCAUCAUCCACAUCAUGCACCACAUCCACUUGAAUAUCCACCGCUUUCUGGUUAUUUUGGAUCUGCUUUUGAUGCUGUUCAUUUGGGUAAACUUGUAUCCGGCGGUGUACAUCCAAAUUCAGCGAGUCAAGCUGCUGCCGAUGCAGCAAAUAAUAAUGCAUCGGCCGCUGCUGUUGUGAGUAGUUUUUAUUCAUCAUUUUAUCCGCCAACAACAACAACCGCUGGUAAAACACCAUAUGGACAUAGUCCAGCAUCACAUCUUAAUCCAUUAUUCACAAGUGCUGCACAUCAUCAUUCAGUUAAUAAUACAAGUGCAUCAUCGUUGAUGUUCUCUAAUUCAGCUGUCAAUAAUGGUAUGUCUGGACUUGGUAAUUCCAGUAGUCCUGGAAGUAGUCCUAGUUCAACGCCAAUUUCUUCAUCACAUGCCUCAUCAACGCCCACACCAUCAUUGGAUCUUGAUCAACUUCGACGACCUGUCUCUGUCAUCUUUUAGAAAAUUGCAUAUUUCUUCAACUUUUUCUUCUUCGUCUUUGUUCUUCAAAGUGAUGAUGAGCGAUAUUGUAAAGACUGUUGUUUUGUAUUUAUUAGUCUUGUUGUAGGAUUACGAGUUUUUGAGUUCAUUGGGACUACUUAAUAGGGUAUGUGUGUAUGUAAGAGAGAUAGAGAGAGACAGACAAAAAAUAAUGUACAGGGUAUGCAUUUUAUCAUUUGUACUGCUGAAAAAAGGAAUCUUAUUUUUUAUCCUUUAUUUAUUAACAGCUGUCAACGAUUGUAAUUAAAAAUUUUUUUUUUUUGUCAGCACUAAAUAAAUUCUUGUAAUUUUUUAUUAUUUCAAAUUUGUAAAACAUUUUAAACUAUUAUAUAUUAUUUAAAAUUUAAAUUUAAUUUAUAAAAAUUAAGACAAUUUGUGUUUUAUCUUCGAUUUUCUCUUCUCGUGAGACAAGAUUUAUAAAGAAAAAUGUGUUUGUAUUUUGCCCUUAAAGUGGCUUCCCAUUAACUGUGAUUUUGUUAAUAUGUAAGCACGCGACGUAAGUUAAUUGACUUAUAGUGAUAGUGAAAUGAAUUGCAAGAAAAAACGCGUGUAUGUCUGUAUAAAGUAUAUAUAUAGCAUAUAUUAUUGUUUAUGUGCUACAUGUGUGUAUAACUAUAGACGUUAUUAGAUUUCAUUUAAAUAUUCAUGCAAAAAAAGAAAAUGAUUCAUCUCAAUUUUCUAUAUAAAAGCAGUAAAAAUUUAUCUAAAGGAGCAAAAAAAAAAAAAAAAAAAGAAUUUUGCUACUUUAGAGAAAUAGUUACCUACUUUAGAGAAACAUUUUAACUAUUCUAGGUAAAUCUAUUUCUUUUUUCUAUUCGAUUUUACUGCACUGCCAUUUAAUGAGGAAUAUCGAAUUUAAUUAAAUUUAUAAAUAUUUAUUGACGCUUUUUCUAUUUUAUAAAUAUAUAUUUAUUUUUU
Messenger RNA from Leptopilina boulardi, 2305 nucleotides. RefSeq names its product transcription factor SOX-14-like. NCBI's taxonomy places the organism in Eukaryota, Metazoa, Arthropoda, Insecta, Hymenoptera, Figitidae. The record is from RefSeq and is a predicted model, not a curated record. The transcript has a single exon. Bases 326 to 1348 code for a protein of 340 amino acids. Gene Ontology annotation, biological process: regulation of DNA-templated transcription; anatomical structure morphogenesis; cell differentiation. Gene Ontology annotation, molecular function: DNA-binding transcription factor activity, RNA polymerase II-specific; RNA polymerase II cis-regulatory region sequence-specific DNA binding.